Dichomitus squalens LYAD-421 SS1 is the source of this 300-nucleotide messenger RNA. RefSeq lists its product as uncharacterized. Lineage: Eukaryota; Fungi; Basidiomycota; Agaricomycetes; Polyporales; Polyporaceae. Gene Ontology annotation, biological process: endoplasmic reticulum to Golgi vesicle-mediated transport. The transcript is spliced from 3 exons. The coding region runs from base 1 to 300 and encodes 99 amino acids. The record is from RefSeq and is a predicted model, not a curated record.
AUGGGCCAGCGGUAUGCGGACGACCUGGAGAGUCAGAACGACGAGCACUUGGAGGGACUGACGGCCAAGGUCAAGAUACUGAAGGAUAUCACCUUGGCCAUCGGGUCCGAGGUGAAGGACUCGACUAUUCAACUCAGCCAGAUGAACGACGCUUUCUCCGAGACCUCCGGUAUCCUUGCAGGCACGUUCCGCCGCAUGAACAACAUGGCCGUACGUCAGGGUUGCCGUUGGUUGUGGUACAUAGUCUUCCUCAUCGUCAUCUUUUGGUUCUUCAUUGUUGUAUGGUGGUUUCGGAGAUGA